This is a messenger RNA of Scleropages formosus (Asian bonytongue), 16564 nucleotides long. RefSeq names its product FAT atypical cadherin 4 (gene fat4). Gene Ontology annotation, molecular function: beta-catenin binding; cadherin binding; calcium ion binding. Gene Ontology annotation, cellular component: plasma membrane; catenin complex. Gene Ontology annotation, biological process: multicellular organism development; homophilic cell-cell adhesion; cell migration. Lineage: Eukaryota; Metazoa; Chordata; Actinopteri; Osteoglossiformes; Osteoglossidae. The transcript is spliced from 17 exons. The coding region runs from base 615 to 15503 and encodes 4962 amino acids. The record is from RefSeq and is a predicted model, not a curated record.
UGGAGCCCGAGGCUGCGCUGAGACUACCUGGAACCUCGAUCUCGUCCGUCCCGUCCUUCAUCACCCUCCUUCCAUUUCUCACUCCUCACUUUGACGGAGGGGGAAAUCCUUCAUCUUCCUAAAACCGCCGGACCUUCGCGGAGUUCUGUGCUUUUAGACGUGAUCUGUGUCAUUUUGCCACACUUUUGCGCUUCUUUUCUGUUUUUCGACACGCACGACACACGGGACUCGUGUUUUGGGGUUUUGAGGAGAAGAAGAUGGACUGUCCUCCUGCCGCGCAACUUGCACCGCUCUCACCGACAAGCUGAGGACACAUCAUCGACAUCAUCAUCGCGGCUGCAGUCCUCCACCUGAGGAUGCGCGCACAUCAUCAGCCUUGGGACUUUUGCAAACAAUAAAACAUCGCAAAAAUACGCCAGUUCCCAAAGCGGGGGAACAAUCAUCAAAUCAGCGCACAUCCGAAAAGUCCGCAGCGGUACCGAUCGCCGAUCGACGCGUCUCGGGAGCGGUCAUGCGCGUCGCCCCGCGCGUCCUCCUGUUAAAGUGACACCAGCAGUCGAUGCGCACGAGACCCGGGAGCUGUCCCGAGCAGGCGGACCGCACACUUUCGGACCAUGGCUCUUGCGGCGGGGGCUCUGAGCCGCGCGCCGCUGCUCGCGCUCGUGCUGUGCAGCGUGUGGGCGCGUGGCGGCGCGAGCCAGGCGCGCCAGGACUUCCAGGUGGUGGAGGAGCAGCCCGUGGGCACCACGGUGGGCACGAUCGAGACGAGGCCCGGCUUCACGUAUCGCUUCAGCGAGAUGCACCGGCUGUUCGCCAUCAACGCCUCCACUGGCACCAUCUACACUAGGGCUGUGAUUGACAGGGAGGCCCUGCAGAGCAGCGUGGUCAAUGUGGUGGUGCUGUCCAGUCAGCCCACCUACCCCACGGAGGUACGCAUCCAGGUGCUGGACAUCAAUGACAAUGCCCCCGUGUUCCCCGACCCCUCCAUACUGGUGUCCUUCAAGGAGGACGCCAGCAGCGGCAGGCAGGUCAUCCUGGACACGGCCACCGACUCGGACAUCGGCACCAACGGUGUGGACCACACCACGUACCGAAUCGUGGAGGGCAACGAGCGGGGCAAGUUCCGCCUGGACAUCACCGUGAACCCCAGCGGCGAGGGGGCCUUCCUGCACCUGGUCUCCACCGGCGGGCUGGACCGGGAGCUCACGCCCUUCUAUCAGCUCCUCAUAGAGGUCGAGGACAAGGGUGAGCCCAAGAAGUUCGGCUACCUGCAGGUGAAUGUCACGGUCCAGGAUGUGAACGACAACCCUCCCGUGUUUGACGACGACCACUACAGCGCCGCCGUCCUCGAGGACGCGGCGAUCGGCUUCAGCGUUUUGCAGAUCGCCGCGAAGGAUCGGGACGAGGGGACCAACGCGGACAUCAGGUACUCCCUGGACGAGGGAACGCCUUUCCAAAUCGACCCGGAAUCGGGCACCGUUACCAUAAAGGAGCCUUUAGAUUUCGAGAGCAGAAGGGAGUAUUCACUGACCAUUCAUGCUACGGACAGCGGGGUGCCCCCCCUCUCAGGUAGGUCAGAAGCCACCAUUAAGCUUUUGGAUGUGAAUGACAAUGACCCUGUGGUGAAGUUCAGGUAUUUCCCCAUUAGCUCCAAAUACGCCUCCGUGGAUGAAAACGCUCCGAUCGGCACGGUCGUGGCCCUCUUGACCGUGUCAGAUUCGGACUCCCCCGCCGCCAACGGGAAUAUAUCCGUCUCAAUUCUGGGGGGGAACGAGCAAAGACAUUUUGAGGUUCGCUCAUCUCCGGUGCCGAAUUUGAGCCUCAUCAAAGUGGCCAGCGUGUUAGACCGAGAGCGCAUCUCCUCCUACAACUUGACCGUCUCCGUGUCUGACAACGGAAAGCCCGAGGCCCGGUCUUCAUUUGCCAGCCUGGUCAUUUUUGUGAACGAUAUCAAUGACCACCCCCCCAUAUUCCAGGAGGCUCUGUACAGGGUGGACAUCAGCGAGGACCUUCCCAAAGGCAGCUACAUUAAAGGGGUCUCGGCGACAGAUGGCGACUCCGGGCAGAACGCCAACUUGCGCUAUUCUCUGGUGUCUGGAAACAGUUUGGGCUGGUUCACCAUCAGCGAGAACAGCGGCCUGGUCACCAGCGCCGCCCUGCUGGACAGGGAGGUGGCGUCUCAAGUGGUGUUGAACAUCAGCGCCAAAGACCAAGGAGUGCAGCCGCGGGUCUCCUACACCACGCUGAUCGUGAACAUAACGGACGUCAAUGACCAGGUGCCCACCUUCACGCAGAGCUCGUACCACGUCUCCCUGGUGGAGCGCUCCGCGGCCGGCACCGAGCUCCUGGUCCUGUCGGCUACUGACGGCGACCUGGGAGCCAACGGGACUCUUCGUUUCUCCUUCGACCCCGAAACUCCGCCCACUGUUAAGGACACGUUCCGCCUCGAUGCGGUUUCUGGCAGGCUGAGCACAGCUGCGGAGCUGGACAGAGAGGUCCAGGGGACAUACCUCCUCCACGUCCGUGCGACGGACUCAGGUGAACCGCCGCUUUACUCUGUUGCCGAGGUGAACGUGACGCUCAAAGACAUCAACGACAAUCGACCCAUCUUCUACCCUGUGCAAUACUUUGCCAACAUCAAAGAAAACGAACCUCCUGGUUCGUACGUGACCACGGUGUCCGCCACGGACCCCGACUUGGGCCACAAUGGCACGGUGAAGUACAUCAUCACGGCAGGGGACACGUUUCGGUUCCACGUCAGCAGUAGCACGGGAAAGAUCACCACGCUGGUCUCACUGGACAGGGAGGAGAAGACAGCCUACCAGCUGCAGGUGACAGCAGUGGACGGCGGCAAUCUGCGGUCAGAAACGCACGCCAUCGUAACCAUCACGGUCAUAGACACGCAGGACAACCCACCCUCCUUCAGCCAGAGCAUCUACAGUUUUGUCAUGUUCGAAAACAUUGCUUUAAAUACAGUCAUUGGCGCUGUGUCUGCAUCCACGCUUGAUCUGAACACAAAUAUCACAUAUCUAAUAACCUCCGGGGACCAAAGGGGCCUUUUUACCAUUAACAGUGUCACGGGUCAGAUUACAGCCUCAGGUCUCAUAGACCGAGAGGAGCAAUCGUUGUACCAGCUCAAAGUCAUAGCGAGGGGUGGCGAGGUAACGGGCCAGGCCCUUGUGAACAUCACGGUUAAGGAUCUGAAUGACAACGCCCCCCGCUUUUUGCAUGCGGUUGAGCACAUCAGCGCGGUGGAGAGCUGGGGUGCAGGCCACCACAUUUUCCAGGCUAAGGCUAUGGACCCUGAUGAGGGCUCAAAUGGGAUGGUGUCCUACAGCCUCAGGCAGAACCCCAAGGGACUCUUCCACAUACAUGAGAAGCGAGGCCUCAUUACCUUGACGGGGCCCCUGGAGGUAACGACCAGCCCCUACCAGGUAGAGGUGGUGGCAUCCGACAUGGGGGUCCCCCAGCGCUCCUCCAGCCUGAUCGUGACGGUCAGCGUGUAUGACGUCAACGACAACGCCCCGGUGUUCGAUCAGCUGUCUUACGAGGUCACCAUUCUGGAGUCAGAACCUGUGAACAGCCGGUUCUUUAAAGUGGAGGCCACUGACAAAGACUCGGGUCCAAAUGGAGACAUCAUGUAUGACAUAGUCGGAGGGAACACGGGGGACGUUUUCGGCAUUUUUCCUGAUGGUCAGCUGUAUAUCAAAGACGAGUUAGACAGAGAGGUUCAGGAGAGGUAUGACCUGCUGGUGGUGGCGUCAGACAGAGCUGUGGAACCCCUGAGCGCUACAGUCAACGUCACGGUUAUCCUGGACGACGUGAACGACAACCGGCCCCUCUUUAACAGCACCAACUAUGUGUUCUACUUUGAGGAGGAGCAGAAAAGGGGCUCAUUGGUGGGGCGGGUCUUUGCUGAGGACAAAGAUUACGGGCCCAACAGUGAGGUCAGGUAUGCCUUUGAGAUGCCACAGCCAAACUUUGAGCUGAAUGCCAUCACGGGGGAGCUGACCAGCACGCUACAACUGGACCGCGAGUCGCUGAUGAGGCAGCGGGGUGCUGCUGUGUUUAGCUUCUCCGUCGUGUCCUCGGACCAGGGGCUGCCCAAGCCGCUGAACGACCAGGCCAAGGUGCAGGUUUACAUCGGGGACAUCAACGACAAUCCGCCCAAGUUCACCAAAGACGUUUAUCGCGCCUCCAUCUCCGAGUCGGCCCAAAACAUGACCCAGCUGUUGCGCGUGUCUGCGUCUGAUGUCGACGAGAACAACAAUGGACUCGUGCGCUAUCGCAUCAAAGAAGGGAACGAGGAGAAGCAAUUCGCUAUUGACAGCAGCUCUGGACAGAUCACACUGGUGGGCAAGCUUGACUAUGAGGCGACCUCCUCUUACUCACUCAAGAUCAUAGCAGUUGAUUCAGGGCUGGUGCCCCUUUCAUCAUCAUGCCUGCUAAGCAUCAGCGUCCUGGAUGAGAAUGACAACUCCCCGUCCUUCCCAAAGUCUGCCCUGAGCGUGGACGUUCUGGAGAACAUGAGGAUCGGAGAGCUGGUGGCCUCAGUGACGGCCACUGACUCGGACUCGGGGGACAACGCUGAGGUGACCUACAGCAUCUCCACCACAAAUAACCACGGCACGUUCAGCAUCAGCGCCAACACCGGGAGCAUUUUCCUCGUGAAGAAGCUGGAUUUUGAAACGCAGUCUAUCUACAAGCUCAACAUCACAGCCAAAGACAAUGGGAGACCCCCGAGGUCCUCGUCCAUUCCGGUCACGAUCCACGUCAGGGAUUUCAACGAUAACCCUCCAAGUUUUGAUCCCGGCGACAUCUUUAAGUCCAUCUCGGAAAACAUCCCGCUGGGUUCUUCGAUCAUGACUGUGACUGCGCACGACACGGACGCGGACAUAAACGGACAGCUAGAAUAUUCCAUCAUUCAGCAGACACCACGAGGAAACCACUUCGCCAUCGACUCCAUUGCUGGCGUGAUUUACACGAACAAGGAGAUUGACAGGGAGUUCUCCAAUCUCUUUGAGCUGACAGUGAAGGCCAUGGACCAGGCGGUCCCAGUGGAGUUCAGGCGCUUUGCUCUAAAAAAUGUCACAAUUUGGGUGACCGAUCAGAACGAUAACAUCCCAGUGUUUAUCUCCCAGAAUGCUCUCGUUGCCGAAUCCACAAUCGUCAUCGGUUCCAUCCUCACCACCGUGGUGGCCUUUGACCCUGACGAGGGGGCCAACGGGGAGGUGGAGUAUGAGCUGGUGAAGGGUGACUCUGACACGUUCAUCAUGGACCGCUACAGCGGGGACAUCCGGCUCGCCUCGCCGCUGGUGCCCUCGCGCCUCGUCUACAGCCUCACCGUGUCGGCCACCGACCACGGAACGGAGCGGAAGGCGUCCCAGUCAGAGCUGACCAUCAUCCUCCAGGGUGUAGACGGACCUGUCUUCUCCCAGACCAAAUACAUCACCAUCCUAAAGGAGGGCCAGCCUCCCGGGACCAACGUCAUCUCCCUGGAUGCCUCCAGCCCUCGCGGCUCCGGAACCAGGGUGGAAUAUUACAUUGUAUCGGUGCGGUGCGACGGCAAGUCCGUGGGGCGCCUCUUCACGAUCGGCCGGCAGACGGGAGUGAUCCAGACGGCCGCUGAGCUGGACCGCGAGCAGGGCUCCGACCUCUACCUGCUGGACGUGUAUGCCAUGGAGGCCGACUCGACUUUACCCCGCACCCAGCGAGCCGAGGUGGAAAUAACACUUCAGGACAUCAACGACAACCCACCAGUUUUUCCGAGCGACAUGCUUGAUGUGACCAUUGAGGAGAACGUUGGAGAUGGAUUCAAGAUAAUGCAACUAACAGCCACAGACGCAGACGAGGGACCCAAUGCUUUGGUGACCUACACCAUCAUCAGCGGCGCAGAUGACAGCUUCCGCAUCGACCCAGAGUCUGGAGACCUCAUUGCCACCAAACGCCUGGACAGAGAGCGAAGGUCCAAGUACUCGCUCCUGGUUCGUGCAGAUGAUGGCAAGCAGUCAUCAGACAUGCGAGUCAACAUCACGGUCAGCGAUGUCAAUGACCACACGCCCAAGUUCUCUCGGGCCGUGUAUUCGUUCGACCUUCCCGAGGACAUGGCACCAGGCUCCAUCGUAGCGGCCAUCCUGGCCCGAGACGGCGACUCGGGGACUAACGGUGAGAUCACAUACUCCCUGGAGGAGGAGGACGAUGACCGCGUGUUCCUGCUGAACCCAGUGACGGGUGUUUUCAAUGUAACGCGGCAACUGGAUUAUGAGGUGCAGCAGUUCUAUGUGUUGACGGCACGUGCUGAGGAUGGGGGCAACCAGGCAAGUUCUGUGAGGGUCUACUUCAAUGUGCUGGACGUCAAUGACAACCGGCCCAUCUUCAACAGCAGUGACUGGAGCACCUCUGUCAUGGAGAACAUCCCACCAGGUUCCAGCAUCAUCUCUUUGAAGGCUAGUGAUGCGGAUGAUGGUCCCAAUGCUCAGAUGGCCUAUAGUAUCACAUCAGGCGACUCUUUGGGCCAGUUCACGAUCAACAGUGAUGGAGUUCUGAAAACCAAGCAAACCUUGGACAGGGAAACCCAGUCUUUCUACAACCUCUUGGUUACGGUGAACGACCUGGCGCUUCCCCCCAUGACCCGCUUUACUAGCACGGCACAGGUCUCCAUCAUCCUGCUGGAUGUAAAUGACUGUGCGCCCAGUUUCACAUCUCAGAAGAUGACCUACAUCCAGGAGAACACACCUGUGGACACAGUGGUCUUCACUGCCCAGGCCACCGACUUGGACAGUGGCCCCAACAGCUAUGUGGAGUACUCAUUGCGUGGCCCUUUUGGGAAUAAGUUCAGCAUCGGCACAGUCGAUGGGAAUGUCCGUCUCGUCAGCGAACUGGACCGAGAGGAGCUGUCCAACUACACGCUCACCAUCGUGGCAACAGACAAGGGAGAGCCUGCCCUUUCGGCCAUCAUGGACGUCACCGUGAUUGUGCUGGAUGUCAAUGACAAUACGCCGAGCUUCUCCCAGAACAUAUACGACAUCGAGAUCGAGGAGAACACCCUGACUGGCACCGACGUCUUGCAGGUGUCUGCCACGGAUGCGGACGAGGGCACCAAUGGCCAGAUACGUUUCUCCAUCAGCGGCGGCAGUGCCAAUGGGGACUUCCGCAUCGACUCGGUGACCGGAAUGAUCUCUGUUGUCAAGCAUCUAGACCUGGAAAUCAAGUCCUCUUACUCUCUGGUGGUCCAGGCCACAGACCGUGGCAGCAACCAGAGGACGGAUCGGGCUACAGUCAACAUUGUGCUGCUGGACGUGAAUGAUUGUGCUCCGGUGUUCGAGCUGUCUCCCUACACUGUGUCUGUGAAGGAGAAUAUGAAGAGCCUCCCAAAGGUCAUACUGCAGGUGGUGGCCAGGGAUGAUGACCAGGGUGCCAACGGCCAACUGAGCUACGCCUUGAGUGGUGGGAAUGAGGGUGGGGUGUUCAGUCUCUCCUCCAGCGGUCAGCUUAGUGUCACCCAGAGUCUGGAUCGCGAGGCCCAGGAGAGCUACACGCUAGUUGUCACAGCGACUGAUUCAGGUUCCCCAUCACUCAGCGGUACCGGCACCAUCGUCAUCGAGGUAGAGGAUGUCAACGAUAACGCCCCGCUCUUCGCCGCCGCUUCCUUCCACACCGCGGUGCCGGAGGAUUCGCCCACUGGGACUGACGUCCUGCUGGUCAACGGCUCGGAUGCAGAUGCUGGCCUCAACGGCGUGAUCAGUUACAGCCUCACCGGGGGCGAUGGCCAGUUCUCCAUCAACCCUGCCACGGGGCAGAUUAUCACCAGUUCAUUCCUCGACCGGGAGGGUCGGAGCAGCUACCAGCUACUUGUGUUGGCUUCCGAUGGUGGGCAACCCGUGGGCCUGUCCAGUUCCGCCACAGUGUCAGUGGUGGUGACCGAUGUCAACGACAAUCCGCCCCGCUUCCACCACCAUCCCUAUGUCACCCACGUGCCAGCAUCCACCUCAGCUGGUUCUCUGGUCUUCGCGGUGACUGUGACUGAUGAGGAUACCGGCCAAAAUGCUCAGCUGCACUACUCCCUAAUGGGCAGAAACUCUGAGAAGUUCAAGAUCGACCCCGUAAGAGGGGCUAUAACAGCCAGCGAGAAACUGACAGGAAACUCAGAGGUGACCUUCACCGUUCGGGUCAAGGAUGGUGGGCCCACCCCCAGGACUGAUACCACGACUGUGACUGUCAGGUUCGUGACCGGUGCCGACUUCCCGGUCAUCAAGAUGGAACAGACAACUUUCACCUUCCCUGAAAGUCAAGCCACAAACACUCUUGUGACCAAGGUUUCUGGAUCCUCGCCCCGAGGGGGCUCACUGUCGUACUACAUUGCCAGCGGGAACCUUGACGGUGCAUUUCAUGUGGACCAGCAGACAGGAGAGCUUUCCAUCAGGAAGGACCUUGAUUUUGAAAACAUACAGAAGUAUGUUCUUUGGAUUGAAGCCAGGGACCAAGGAUUUCCUCCCUAUUCAUCCUACAAGAAAGUGGAAAUAACCAUACUGGACAUCAACGACAACCAUCCUGUUUUUGAACAAGAACCAUUCCGAGCUGACAUCUUAGAGAACCUCUCUCCUCAGAGGGUGCUUGUGGUUUCAGCUGUCGAUCAAGACAGCGGGCUAAACGGACAACUGGAGUACUCCAUCGUGGAUGGAAACAAGGAAAACAGCUUCAGUAUUAACCGGGCAACAGGAGAAAUUCGAACCACAAGGCCACUCGACAGAGAGAAAGUGGCACAAUAUGAGCUGAAGGUGCGAGCAACAGAUCGGGGAUCUCCGCCGAAAAGCACAGCUGUUAAAGUUCUGAUCGGCGUCCUAGACGUCAACGACAACGCUCCCAGGUUUUCCCAGAUAUUUAGCGCAACAGUUCCUGAAAAUGCCCCCACAGGUUACACUGUGGCACGUGUCACGACUUCAGAUGAAGACGCUGGCACCAAUGCCAUAAGCCGUUAUUCUAUAGCUGACACAAGCCUUCCCUUCACAGUUAACCCAGACACAGGAGACAUCAGCAUCAGCAGGCCUCUCAACAGAGAAGAUACUGACCGCUACAUCGUCAAAGUCUCUGCCCAUGACUCGGGCUGGACUGUCAGUACAGAUGUGACCAUAUUUGUGACAGAUGUAAAUGACAAUGCUCCGCGCUUCAGUCGCCCAUCCUACUACCUAGACUACCCGGAGAUGACCGAAAUCGGAUCUGUUGUGACUCGUGUGUCCGCAACUGACCCGGAUGAAGGCGUCAACGGCCAGAUAUUCUACUUCAUAAGAUCGCAGUCCGAAUUCUUCAGAAUCAACUCCAGCUCUGGGGAAAUAUUUAUCAAGCAGCAACUGAGGUAUCAGAACUCCAGCAGACACAGUAAUGCUAACAUCAACCGGCAGAGUUUUAUUGUCACCGCAUCAGACAGAGGAGCCCAUCCUCUGAUGAGUGAGACGACCGUCAUUGUGAACAUUGUAGACAGCAACGACAAUCCUCCUGAAUUUGAGUCUGCUACCUACUUCACCCCAGUCACUAAGAGUGUCAAAGUGGGCACCAGGCUUCUCAGGGUAGUGGCUGUGGAUAAGAAAGACUUUGGCCUGAACUCAGAAGUGGAAUACUCAGUAUCAGGUGGAAACAGCUCAGGCAAGUUUCGUCUGGAUAAACAGAGCGGGUGGCUCACCGUGGCCACUCCGCUAACCUCAGACAUAAAUCAAGUUUUCCAUGUUGAAAUCACAGCUAAAGACAAAGGGAGCCCCCCGCUCGCAUCCAAAACGACAGUGCGGGUCGCAGUGACAGAGGAGAACCACCACACACCAGAGUUCUCCCAGAGCCACGUUACGGCCACCGUGCAGGAGAGCCUCGGCGUUGGCACCACCAUAAGAACGCUGUCUGCCAGGGACAAGGACAGGGAAAUGAACGGCCUCAUCACAUACAACAUUACCUCAGGCAAUGGAGCUGGCCUCUUUGCCCUUAACAGCAAGACAGGGGCUCUGACCUUGGCCAAGUCACUGGACUAUGAGCAAAAGCAAAUUCAUGAGCUUAGAGUUACUGCCACAGAUGGAGGCUGGAUUGCGAAGACCGGUUACGUCACGGUCACAAUCCAUGUGACUGACGUGAACGACAACCCACCCGUGUUCGAUCCAGAUGAGUACUUCCCAACCGUACAGGAGAACGUCCCCAGCGGCACAGUUGUAGUACGCUUGAAUGCCACUGACAAGGAUUCAGGGUCAAAUGCAGUCAUUGCGUAUGCGAUCCAGUCUUCUGAUAGCGACUUGUUUGUCAUCGAUCCUAACACAGGCACUAUCACCACGCAGGGCUUCCUGGAUUACGAGGCAAAGCAGACCUACCACCUUACAGUGAAGGCCUUCAAUGUCCCAGAUGAGGAGCGCUGCAGUUUCGCCAAUGUCAACGUCCAGCUGAAAGGAGCCAAUGAGUAUGUGCCCCGCUUUGUCUCCAAGCAGUACUACUUUGAGGUCUCUGAAGCUGCCCCCAAAGGCACGGUGGUUGGCGAGGUCUUUGCAAGUGACCGUGAUCUUGGGCCAGAUGGAGAAGUACAUUACCUGAUUUUUGGAAGGAGCAGGAAGAAAGGAUUCAGCAUCAACAAGAAGACAGGGCAAGUUUACGUGACGGGUCCCCUUGAUCGCGAAAAAGAAGAAAAGAUCUCUCUCAGGGUUCUUGCAAAGAAUGCUGGGAGCAUUAGAGGGUCAGACAUCGAUGAAGUUUUUGUUAACAUCACCAUUCUGGAUGCCAACGAUCCACCCGUCUUCUCCACGGAGCUGUAUGACGUGCAGAUCAGCGAGGGCCUUUCCCCAGGAAGCCUGGUUACCUUUGUCAGUGCGGAAGACUCAGACUCCGUCCCCAGCUGGAGCAGGUUCUCCUAUUCCAUAGCUCCCAAUAAUGAGAAAAAUGCUUUCACAAUUAAUCCUCAGACGGGUCAAGUUUCAGUAGCUGCCGAGCUUGACAGGGAGUCCACACCUGUUUACAAUCUGACCCUGCUGGCAAUAGACACUGGAUCACCCUCUGCUACAGGGAGUGCUGUUCUGCUUGUGACUUUGGAGGAUAUUAAUGACAACGGCCCCACCCUGGUCACCACAAAGGGGGAUGUGAUGGAGAACCAGCAUGCGGGGACACCCGUCAUGACCCUGAGCUCCACCGACCCAGAUCUUCCCCCCAACCAAGGCCCCUUCACAUACAGCCUGCUCGGUGGGAGCUCUUCCACCAGCUACUUCAGCCUAAGCGCUGCAGGUGUGUUGACCACCAGCAGGGAGAUCGACAGAGAGCAGAUCAGCGACUUUUACCUCUCAGUGCUGAUCCGGGACUCAGGAGUUCCCCAGAUGUCCUCGACGGGAACAGUUCACGUUCAGAUCGGUGACCAAAAUGACAACCCCUCAGAGCCACGAACAGUAGAGAUCUUUGUGCAUUACUUUGGGAACCUCUUCCCUGGUGGUUCUCUGGGCAGCGUGAGACCACAGGAUCCGGACGUGCAGGACACUUUCCGCUGCUCCCUCACCUCAACUGUACCCAGCCUCUUCAGUAUCAUGCCAGGUACCUGUGACCUUCAUUCACACGCUCGCUCUACGGACGGCACAUUUGACUUCACUGUGCGCAGCAACGACGGGCUCCACAGUGCAGUUGACAGCAAGGUACGUGUCUUCUUCAUGGGCUUUAGCAAUUCCACUGUGGACAACAGCAUCUUGAUUCGCCUUCAUGUCCAAGAGGUGAGGGACUUCCUCAACAACCAUUACCUGAGCUUCCUGGGCAUCGCAAAUGCACAGCUGGCUGGCCUGGGCACUGCUGUGCAGGUGUAUGGAGCUUUCGAGCAGAACAACCAGACCUUCCUGAUGGCUGCAAUCAAACGGGGCCACGGACAAUAUGUCAACCCCAGUGGAGUUGCCACCUUCUUUCAGAGCAUCAAGGACAUCCUCCAGCGACAGAGUGGAGUACGGAUCGAUGCAGUAGACUAUGACUCCUGCACCCACAACCCUUGUCAAAAUGGGGGCAGCUGUAAGAGGCGACUGGCGGUGGGGCAAGAAAUGAAAAUGGAGGAGAGCAUGCCCGUUAUCCUGGUUUCCAACCAGCCCCUACAGCCCUAUGCCUGCAGCUGCCUGCCAGGCUAUGCUGGGCCACUCUGCGAAGCUGACAUUGACGAGUGUCUGCCAGACCCGUGCCACAAUGGGGGGACCUGCCACAACCUGAUAGGGGGCUUCUCCUGCACCUGCCCUGAGGGCUUCACUGGGAUGGCCUGUGAGCGGGAUAUCAACGAGUGUCUGUCCAAUCCCUGCAAGAACGGGGCACUCUGCCAGAACUUCCCCGGGGGCUUCAACUGUCUUUGCAAAUCCGGAUUCACAGGGAAGUCGUGCGAGUCUGCCAUCGAUUACUGUGAGUGUAAUCCAUGUUUUAAUGGCGGAUCCUGUCAGAGCAGAAUGGAUGGAUAUAGUUGUCAUUGCCCAUUCGGCGUCUUUGGUAAACACUGUGAACUCAAUAGCUAUGGCUUUGAGGAUCUGUCGUACAUGGAGUUUCCGAGCCUGGACCCUAACAACAACUAUAUCUAUAUCAAGUUUGCCACUGUCAAAAAGGAUGCACUCCUCAUGUAUAACUAUGACAACCAGACCGGGGAAAAAGGAGAGUUCCUGGCUCUGGAGAUUGCCGAUGGCCAAAUGCGAUUCUCUUUUAACUUGGGAAGCGGGACCUAUAAACUCACGACCACAAAAAAAGUUUCAGAUGGAGAGUUUCAUACAGUCAUAGCAAGAAGAGCUGGAAUGGCUGCGUCGCUGACUGUGGACUUGUGCGACGAGGGCCAGGAACCGGGUUACUGCGCUGUGAGCAAUGUUGCUGUCCAUGCAGACUGGAUCCUGGACGUGCAGCCCAACCGCCUUUCUGUGGGGGGUGUCCGGUCCUUUGAGGACAUCCUUCAGCGCCCAGGCCAAGUCAGCACCCACGACUUUGUCGGCUGCAUUAUGGAGUUCGCUGUCAACGGCCGUCCGCUGGAGCCCGGCCAGGCCUUGGCUUCCCAGGGCAUCCUGGACAGAUGUCCCCGACUGGAAGGUGCCUGCACUGCCAACCCCUGCCGGCAUGGUGCUACUUGUGUUGACCGCUGGUCCUGGCAGCAGUGUAGAUGCACGGAGGGAUUCACCGGGAAGUACUGUGAAAAAUACAUGACCGCAGACACGGCGCUGUCCCUGGACGGAAACGGACGCCUGGAUUACACUAUGAGCCGGAGCCGUAGGCGUGACCUCCUGCUUGCCAGGAGUCUGCAGGGACAUUCUCAAGACCCGCCGGGCCGGAGCAGCCUGGAGGUCCGCUUCCGCACCCGCAGCAAGAGCGGGACCCUGCUGCACAUCCAGGAGAGCAGCAACUACACCACGGUGAAGCUCAAGAAUGGGAACCUCCACUAUGUUUCGGAUGCCGGCAUCGGCGGGAAGGUGGAGAGGACCCUCACGGAGGUUUCCUUCGCAGACGGACAGUGGCACACCCUCCUGCUUCAGCGAAACAGGACGACCACCUCCCUCCUUGCUGACGGCACCCACUUAAAGGAAAUUCUACAUCGCACCCAGGACUUUGGUGGGGUCAACGUCCUGACCCUCUCGCUUGGGGAAAUACCCUUGGGACCGACCCAACAGAAAUCCACUUCAGGUUUUGACGGCUGUAUCGCCUACGUGAAGUACAACGGAGAGAGCCUGCCCUUCAGUGGAGAGCACAGCGCCGUCACUAUCUCCAAGACCCACCCGUCCAUCAAGGUGGGCUGCCGAGGUCCAGAUGUGUGCGCCAGCAGCCCCUGCUGGGACGGCCUCUUGUGCGUCAACCAGUGGUACGACUACCAGUGCGUGCCCCCAGGUGACUGCUCAUCCAGUCCCUGUCGGAACGGGGGCAGCUGUGAACCACACCCCCGCUCGGGGUUCACCUGUGCCUGCACAGAGUUCUACACUGGAAAGACCUGUGAAACACUGGUUGCCUGCUUGGGUACUCAUUGCCCCCCAGGCACCGUGUGCAAGAUGGCCAGCAAUGGAGGCUCCGUGUGCAGCCCCGCUCCAACAGAGGGGCCGACGCUGCCCAUCUGGGCCGUGCCAGCCAUUGUGGGUAGCUGUGCGACAGUGUUGGCCCUGGUCGUGCUUAGUCUUAUCCUGUGCAACCACUGCAAGGGCCGCCGCACUAGUGUUCCCAAGGAGGAGAAGAAGCCAAAGGAGAAGAAGAAGAAGAAGAAGGGUAGCGAGAACGUGGCCUUUGAUGACCCCGAUAAUAUCCCGCCAUAUGGGGACGACAUGACGGUGCGGAAGCAGCCCGAGGGGAACCCCAAGCCUGACAUCAUCGAGAGAGAAAACCCCUACCUGAUCUACGACGAGACUGAUCUUCCUCAUGGCAAUGAAACUAUCCCAAGUGCGCCAUGUGCUCCCUGCGUAGGUCCUGAUGCUGACAUCGAGCACUAUGACAUUGACAACGCCAGCAGCAUUGCUCCCUCUGAUGCAGACAUUGUUCAGCACUACAAGCAGUUCCGCAGCCACACGCCUAAGUUCUCCAUCCAGAGGCACAGCCCACUAGGCUUCGCUCGUCAGUCUCCAUUGCCCCUGGGAGCCAGCAGCUACACCUACCAGCCUGCCUACACCCAAGGACUGCGCUCAACCCCACUGAGUCAUUCCACUUGCCCUACGCCAAACCCUCUGUCCCGGCACAGCCCGGCCCCCUUCACCAAGCCGUCAUCCUUCUACCGCAGUAGUCCGGCGCGGGAGCUAGGCCUGGCUCGUAGAGAGGGCAGUCCGCUGGACCUGCAUAACGAGGCAUGUCAGCCGGCCAUGUUCAACUAUGCCACCCGCCUGGGCAGGAGGAGCAAGAGUCCCCAGACUAUGGCGGGCCACGGCUCAAGGCCAGGCAGCCGUCUCAAGCAGCCCAUCGAGCAGAUCCCCUUGGAGACGGGGCCCCCUGUGGGGCUUUCGAUCGAGGAGGUGGAGCGUCUAAACACACCGCGACCUCGCAACCCGAGUAUCUGCAGCGCUGACCACGGUCGCUCUUCCUCUGAGGAGGACUGCCGCCGACCCCUGUCGCGGGUAAGGAACCCUGCCGAUGGGAUCCCUGCUCCGGAGUCUUCCUCCGAGAGUGACUCGCAUGACUCAUUUACAUGCUCUGAGAUGGAGUAUGACCGGGAGAAACCAGCCGCCUAUGGCUCCCGUGUGCCCAAGUUGUCCCAAGUCAACGAGUCGGACGCUGAUGACGAGGAGUACGGCGGCCGGCUCAAGCAACGUCGUUACUCCAGCCGGCGGGCCGAGGGGGGGCCCAGCAGCCCCCAGGUUCCCCUAACUGACCACCACACCCUACCCCAUAAACUGGGUCAGCCGGCUGGAAGCUUCAACUGGGACAACUUGUUGAACUGGGGUCCUGGCUUUGGCCAUUAUGUUGAUGUCUUCAAGGACCUGGCUAUGCUUCCUGAAAAAGCAGCUGCAAAAGACAUUGAAAUGAACAGCGGGGACGGAUCCGUAACCAUUUUAAACGAAGGGGAGGCAGAGCAAUAUGUAUAGGACUUUAUUUAUAUAAACUCUUUAUUUUGUACUGUUUUAUCAAAACGUAAAAUUUAAAUACUGAGCAAGGGCCCUCGAAUAAAUAAUUUUAUCUUUUGUUGUUCAGAUCUGACGAACUUAAAUGCAGUAAGGCAGACGUGACAUCUGAACUUGUUACCUGCUGAGCUCUUUGAGACAGUCGGCAUGGCACAAUCGCUCUUGAUGAAUGCAAUCUGUUGGACACCUUCACAUGCUGUAUUGACCAAUGUUAAAUGAUUUGGAAAAAUAUACAAGCGCAGCCUUGUUAGUUUAGGAGUAAGGAAUUUUAACAGUUACUGUCAAAAUUUCACUUUUAUAUUUUUAACGGUAACAAUGACAAAAAUGUAAUUUGCAUAGGAAGAACCGGUGAAACCACAGAUAAGAGUUACGAGCGACAUUUUGCAUGGGUCACCGAGGCAGUUUCUUGUCAUGCGGUCUUUCCAGAGGAUCCAGGUGGUUUUGAUUAGUCUCUCCCGAAGCGUUGCGUUCAGUGCACGUGGCAGAAAGCAACCACGCUAAUCGGGCCCUGACAUUCUUGCAAAGCAACAAGGCUACCCACCUUUUGCUCACAGUAUGUUACCACUCAGAGGAACGGUGGGCAUUUUAAAAGCUCAGAUUAACGAAUCACUGCCUUACAGACAUUUGAGGAUUUGCUUGAAAAUGAGAGAAAUAUUCUCCUCAGCUUGUUUUUUCUUUCAUUAUUCCUUUGGAGUUGAGUAUUUGGCAAAUGUCGUCGCCCCUGUCUGUUGGCUGGUGUUUCUUGUCAACCGGCGAAAGGCAAAUCUGGACUGUGCCUAGAGGAUUCUGGACAAGUUCCCUGAUCCGCAGAGACGAUGAAGUCAUGUACAGUUUCACUUAAAUGAAAGUCUUGAAGGAACUUGUUCUCUGUGUUUUGUUUUCAGUUUUCAAGAAAAAAAGUGUACGGUUUAUACAUUUGUACUGUUUAAUAACUUAAAUGACUUAAGCUGUGUUUUUAUGGAUAUUUUCAUAUGCUGAAAAUAAUGUUCUUACUUUCAGGGAAAGUAAGAUGAAUUACUUAUUUU